UUUGUAUCCGAGGAUGAUCCUCGGCCAGCAGAUUCUUGGAUACCAAAUGAAGGCUUCGGGUCUCAGAAUCCUGAAGCUCAACUCAACUGUGAACAAGGCUGGCGCAUUACUUCGAUUAAAUUUGCCAGUUUUGGAUCUCCGGAAGGAAAUUGUGGUUCAUUCAAGGCAGGGACUUGUCAUACUAACAUACUAUCAAUGGUUAAAAAGGCUUGCAUUGGUGAGGAGAAGUGUUCGAUACCCAUAUCUGCUGCUAAUCUUGGUGAUCCUUGCCCCGGUGCACUGAAAACCCUUGCCAUUGAAGCUAUAUGUAGUGAAUGAAAUCCCAUUGCUUUUUUACUUGGUAAAAAUACAGCAAUGCCGUAGGUUUUGUAUUUUGACAUGCAAUUGAGAACACAGAAGCUUGCUGAAUAUAUCUUUCUAAAUUAUAUGCCACUGGAAAGUACUAAAAAAUUUCACAACAAAUCAGUUUUGUAUGAUUAUCAUUUUGGUAAAACGAUUAAAUUUAUCCCACAAAGACAUGACGCAUACAAGAUUCACAAGUGUUUCGUUUUAUAAUCAAACGACACCAUUGUCUCACUACAAGACAGGGUCCUUACCGGCAUCACGGAACAAGAAGUAUCUUCCCAAUAUGCUCAUUACUUUCCAUGAGUCGAUGAGCCUCCCCAGCCUC
Molecule: messenger RNA, 670 nt
Organism: Hibiscus syriacus
Lineage: Eukaryota; Viridiplantae; Streptophyta; Magnoliopsida; Malvales; Malvaceae
Product: beta-galactosidase 6-like
Exons: 2
Molecular function (GO): carbohydrate binding
Source: RefSeq, a predicted model, not a curated record